Messenger RNA from Puntigrus tetrazona (Sumatra barb), 6456 nucleotides. Its product is annotated as E3 ubiquitin-protein ligase RNF182. The transcript has a single exon. Gene Ontology annotation, molecular function: ubiquitin protein ligase activity. Bases 829 to 1596 code for a protein of 255 amino acids. Gene Ontology annotation, biological process: protein ubiquitination. The record is from RefSeq and is a predicted model, not a curated record. Lineage: Eukaryota; Metazoa; Chordata; Actinopteri; Cypriniformes; Cyprinidae.
AUAUGUGUGUGUGUGUAUAUAUAUCUCAAUUUACCUAAUUGUGGGAUCCCGAUCAAAACCAAGACUGGAUUACAAUCUAAUUAGAAUUAAUCCCCCACCUUUAAAGAAACCAUUUUAUCCAAUUUAAUAGCCUAUAACUGAAGCACAGUCAUAUUUCUUUUGAACUGUUAUUGCUGUUGUUUUUUCCCACCAAAAAUGCACUUCCUGGUCCUGGAAGAUUAUGUCAUUCGGCAAAUGGCUUUUGUUUUGCACAAGAAUGCAAGCAAAAUAAAGAUGUUUAUUUAUCUGAACGGAGUGUGCCUGAGAGGCAUGCGCAUGCAGCUACACUACAGCCCGGGCAAGUGUCGGAUCAUUAGUUUCCAUGACAACAACGUCAGCCGGUCGAAAUGUCAAACAGGUAUGAUGACUCACAAUGAGGAAUAAACGCGGUUAAAUGGCCGGAAUGAUGCACGGGAGAAACACACAGAGGUUUGGGCAGCAAAAAAGGAGUUAAAUCUACUGACGUAAACAGCAUCGUUUAGCCGAAAGGCUCCAGGACGCGCGUCUGACGCUUUGAUUGAGGUGUGAUUCCCGCCGCGUCCCGCGUCUUUCCGACCCCGCACCCGCCCAUAGGUUCUGGAUGAGAGCAAUUAAAGCAUUACAUCACCGGAACCGUACGGUUAAUUAUUUACUCAGCGUGCACGGAGGCUACGCGUUUUUUUUUUAAAGGCCAGACAAAAGAUGUCCGGGUUUAACGGCUUUGCCUGACGGGAUAAAGAGAAGAAAAAAACUGUUCGCGUGACCGGCUCGCGUUCAUUGUGUGGAGGAUGUGAAGCAGCGCGAGAUGCCAUGGCAGCGGCGGAUGCAGCAGCAGCAGCUAACGGGCCGGAGCCUCCCGGUGUUCCGGUGCCCAAGGCGUUUCCCUACGAGGAAUACGAGUGCAAAAUCUGUUACAACUUUUUCGACCUCGACCGUCGGGCGCCCAAGAUCUUGGAGUGUCUGCACACGUUUUGCGAGGAGUGUCUGCACGCGUUGCAGCUGUGCGAGGAGCGACCGUGGCGCAUCAGCUGCCCCGUGUGCCGCCACCGCACGCCGGUACCGGACUACCGGAUCCAGAACCUGCCUAACAACACCAAGGUCACGGAGGACUUCCCUCUGUACAUCGACUCGGACCCCGUGCCUCAGGAUGCUCUGCCGCCCCACCGGCCUCCGCUGCACCCGGCGCUCGUGGCGCUCCGGCGCGAGGAGGACGCGUCCAUGGCCGGUCACGCGACGCCGUCCACCACGACGGUGUCCACCGCCACCACGCUCUCCCAGGACUCGGUCUCGCGCUACGAGAGCUGCCAAAACUGCAGGCGUCUCGCGCUGACCACCGGAUGCGUGUGCGUCAUCUUCUCGUUACUGUCCAUGCUAGUGCUGCUCUUCAUGGGCCUCAUUUUCGUUCACAGCCACGGCGGACCGCCCUCGCCCGCGGGACCCCUCUGUCUUUCGGUGGCCAGCAUCCUCGCCAUGGUGUCGGCGAUGGUAACGUGGCUCCUCUACUGGCUUAAAGACCGACCGGAGAACGAGACCGGCCGCUCCUCGGCCACCACUAACGCGAGCCGGAGAAACGCAUGACAGGGUCGUAUGACAAGCCCUUAAAGCAUUUAUUAGUUAGUCUCUUUUCAUGUUACUAGUACUAUCUGUAUCUUUGGUUGCGCUUUAUUUUAAGGUGUCCUCGUUAGAGCGCGAUCAUAAAGUACUGAACGAUAUAUGUAUUAGCUAUAAGUGACCCUGGACCACAAAACCAGUCAUAAGGCUCGGGUUUUUUAAAUUGAAAUAUAUAUAGCAUCUGACACGAAUAAGCAUUCCACUGAUGUAUGGUUUGUUGGGCUAAGAUACAAAAAAAUAAAAAUACUGUGAAAUCUGCCUUUUAAAAUGGUCCAAAUUAAGUUCUUAGCAAUGCAUAUUACUAAAAAGAAAUUAGGUUUUGAUGUAUUUGAGAUAGGAAAUGUAGAAAAAAUGUAGUUUACUUAAUUAUUUAAACCCAUAUAACGGUAUCCUUGGUUAUUGUUAUAAAUACACCUGUGCUACUUAUGACUGGUUUUGUGGUACAAAGUCACAUGGUUAGGGGUUUGUCUUCAUAAAAUGAUGCAUAAUUAAUUCUUAUUAUAAUAGUAUAAGUACAUGCAACACCUUAAAAUAAAGUGUCACUGUAUAUUUUACAUAGCUGAACAAGUAAUUAUUUAUUAGGUAGGCUAGAUGCUUGUAUCAGUCCCAGUAUACUGGAAAAAAAAAAUUAGGCUACUCUGAAACAAUUUUCACUCCAAUAAGGCUCACAAUUACAAACAAACCUCAAGUAAAUAAAAUUUUGGAAGCUUUUUUUUUUUGCAAAACACACGCCAACUUCUCCGUGUUGCUUAUAUUUGUAUAAUAAUAAUGUAUUGACCAAUUGUUAACGUUAGUUUAUGCGUUAGGCCAGCUAACAAUGAGCAAUGCAUUUGUCACAGUAUUUAUUAGAGUUAGUUAAAAUAAAUAUAUUUUAUUAAAAUAAAUUAAAUAAAACCUUUCGCUCUUAGUUCUGGUUAAUUCCGCUCCGUAAAGCUAAUAUAAACUUUUGAUUUUAAUAGCACAUUCGUAUCUGUUGAAAUUAACAUUAACUAAGAUUAAUAAAUGCUUCAUAAGUGUUUUUCAUUGUAAGCUUAAUACCUGUGUAUUUAACUAAUGUUAACAAGUGGAACCUUAUUGUAAAGUGUUGCCAGUUUACUUGGAAUUGACACUAGCGUCUAUUCACUUAGUACUAGGGAAACUGUAAAAAAAACCUCUUUAAAUAUCAAUUUCAAUAACUAAGUGACUUAGUGCAUACAGAAGUACUAGUAUCUAAUGGGUCGUUAUCAGAUCACUUAAUAGUACAGGCCAGUGUUUCCCGACGAGGAGUAUGGGUGCAAAACCUGACCGCCUUUUCAACUAUUUCAGCCCAAAACCUUGGGAGUGCAUGCACACCUCAAGCAAGAAGUGUCUGCUCAUGUUGCUCGUGUGCAAGGAGAAGCCGCCGGUGCAUCAGAUGCCCCUGCGCCACACAUACCAGACUAUCAGAUACAGAACCCGCCACAAGGCAUCCACCGCAACCGGAUACGUGCGCACCAUCUUCUCCUUCCUGUCCAUUUUCGUGCUUCUCUUCAUGGGUUUUAUAUUUGUGCAUGGCCACCCGAGGUUGCUCUGGCUAGGAAGCCUUCGAGAGCUUGAGAGGAACUGACUUCGUGCGUCCUCUAAAAAAAAAAAUCACCUAAACAUCUGCCGGUUAAACAUUGCGGCAAAAAUAGUUUGGGUUAAACCCACAGCUGCCAUCUGGUGUGAUAUUUAGCUGCUAAUGCAAUGAUAUUCAGACUUUAGUUUUGGGGCUACUGUAUAGAGUGGGGUCCAAAAGUGAAUUCACUAGAGAAAAUGCAUCUAUUUUGCAUCGUUUUAUCAUAUAACCCAACAUUUUUUAUUAUGCAUUUGGGAGAUAUUUUUAUCCAAAACUGCAUUCAAAUAGUUCAUCCAUUCCCAAGGAAUCCAUCGGUGACAUUAGCAUUGUUAGCACAGUUUAUACUGGUCACAAAUCUACAUACUAGCCCAGAAUUAGUACCCCUUUCCUUUCUUUUAUUAUUGUUUUUAAAUCCAGAUAAUUCUGUUCAUAUUCGAGCUAAAGCUUCCGGACCCCACUGUGCGUACAGUUUAGUCAUAGCUGCACUCAUUUGACAUUUACUUGGAAAUUCACUUAGAAAGUCUAGCAGCUAGGUAAAACACGGCCAAGCAAACGCGAUUAUUGGAUGACAUUCUCAAAAUGGUUGCUGGGUGUCGUCAUCCUCUCGCUGUAUCAUACAAUAUUCUGCCUUCAAAAAAAAGAAGACCGCUUUGUCCUCAUGGAUCAAUAGCUUUACUAUAGAAAUCUCUCCGCUUCACCUAUGCAUCCAUCACGGUAAAACCGCGACAAUCUCUUUUUGCUAUCGUCUGUGUGCGCUUUUAACGCGCGUAGCGUAGUUAGUAUUCACUUUACCAACUCGUCCAUCGGAUUGUUGCACCACGCAAAGCUGUGACGAGCGGUAUCUGAUGUACCUAGUUCAGAAGAAAACCUGCAUGACGUUAAAGAAAAACUAGAUACUGUGUUUGGAAACGAAGGUCAGCCGCUUCAGGAAAGCCUCCUUGUUAAUCCAAUCGGUACAGCUGAGUUACCUUAUAUACCGUCAUUUAUCGAGGGUAUAUGAUGUUCCGUUAAAAAAAGUGUUGGUGAACAGCUAUACAAAUAGUUCUCUGUUGACGUGCGGUCACUUUUACAGUUGCUCGACGAAAUUUUGCGGGCAAAUUUUAAAUAGGAAAGGCUUUUUUUCGCCUUCGGCCACACAGAAAGCUGCUUGGUGGGAACGUGGCUGUUGUGCGAGCUGUGCUUUAUAACGCUGACAACCGACCGCACGUUUAGAAAAGAUGUGCGCGACGAAGCAAGCGGGAAUUCGACACCUGAGGAGCGGCUAGAGUUUUGCCGCGUCCUUGCAGGGACAGGACGCAGCCGUAGAGAAAUCAAUGAUAAAGACUCGCACACUGGGACCGCGGCCAAGAGGUGCUUUCGAGUGUUUACUGACCCACUUAUUAAAAACUCUGCAUCUCUCCCAUAGGUCGUUCGUCUUGGUGUCACAAAUUGAUAUGUUCAUCUAGCUAACUGUGGCUUGUUAACUUGAGUGCAAAACGCAACUAGCCCGCUUUAGCGUCGUACUGAAUAUAUCGUACAGAUUGUUUUAGACUUAAUGGCUUUACGAUGAUGAUUAAGGACACUUGAUGGCCUAAAUUUCCUUCUAUUGGGGUAAAGGCCAUUGUCUUUAGAAACACAGAACCAUGCUUGAUCAUGUUCUUAAAGGGACAGUUCGUCUAAAAAUUACAAUCCUGUAAUGUACCCACCCUCGUGGUAUUCCCGAAUCCUCUCGCUUUACUUGUGGAACGCAAAAGGAUUGAUAUUAAAAACAUGAGGGCGUGUAAAUCAUUUUUAGUCACUACUUCUUUAAAUUAUGUGCCUUUACUUCUUAUUUACUGGUUUAUUUAUUGAAGGAAUUGAAGUUUUAAUAGGAAUUACCGAGUGAAUUUUCUAUGAGCUUACCGUUUGAUAUGUAUAAGCUGUGCUGUUGUUUGUAGGCAGAUGUGAUGGAUCAAACCAGGUCUGCCCUCUGUUGGUGGACAAGUGUAGUGAAGCAGUCAGUUGUGCGUAGGGUUCACUUAGAUUUUUGUAAGGAAGGUUUUAUAAAGUGAAUGAGGGGGUAUUUGAGUGAUUUAGACAUGCAAAGGUUAUUUCCAUGAGUGUUAAGGCAGUAAACAGCCAUCAUCUGCUGUUAUCCGUGCUGUACAAAGCAACACUUGUAGAGAAAGUAGUAUAAAGUGCAGUAGUGUUAUGUAGUCACCAGCUUCACAGCUCCUCCUGCCAUUCUGUUGGGCAAUAUAUAUGUCAUUUUACUUUACACAAUGACCUCGGUUUACUGCCUUUUUGAUCCCCGCUGAAAAGACCAACAACAAAAUUUGGGGUCACUGAGAUUUUUUUGGUGUCCUUUUUAAAAGGCAGAAUUAAAUCAAUUAAAUGAAACUGCUUUGAACAUGGAUAAAAAUCAGAAAUGUUUCAGAAAUGCAGGAAAUCUGAUUGAUCUGAUUGGUGAAUAUAUAUGAUAAUGAUUGGUUAAAAUAUAAUGCGAAAGGAGUGGAAUGAUAUUUCACAUUACUUUUUGAUCAAGUCAUUCGUGAACGUAAAAACCUUUUUUUAAAAAUCUUACCGACUCCAAACUUUGAACAGUAGUCUAAACCGCUGGUUAGUGCUUGUCUUGCUGGAAAAGCUGGUGGACAAAGAAAAUCUUGCUGGUCAAGAGACCUGGACGUCGCACCGGCAUUCAAAGCUCAAUACAUGCUGGUCUUUUCAACGGGGAUGAGGAUAAAGAGAGGAGAGAAAAGAUGCUCUUGUCCUCUGUCCUGGUCCAGAUAUUUCAUGAGCCUGAAAAGAAACUCAGUCAACAUGGACCAAACUGUAAAGACGAUCAAAAUGUUCACGUCCAAUGAAAUUGAUGUUUCUGUACCAUUCAGUGUGACCUCCCCUUGUUCUCAUGGUACCGCUAUCGCUGUGACUGUCUGGACCAUCAGGCCUGAUGUGCACAACAUCUGUUUAUGUCUGUUUCUCCCGCACACACACUGGCCCAGUGAUUGCACGGCACUUACCUGAACCCAGUGUUACUGCCUGGGACGACUAUACUUCCCUUAAUGCACUCCAGCCCUCUUAGUAACACUGCGUAGGGUCAUGGGCUUUGUACACAGCCCUUAUAUACUCUGUAACAUGUUUAUUAGAAUUAGAAAAUGUGUGUUUUUACUAUUACGCCUCAAUAAUUGUCGUGAAACUUGUUUGAAUUGUAUUUGCACAUUGAAAUCGUUCUGUUUACAUACAAGAACACACCUCUCGGUUGACUAAUAAAUGAGAAAAAAAAAAAAAAAAAA